This is a messenger RNA of Parascedosporium putredinis, 2409 nucleotides long. The record is from the annotation of a GenBank genome assembly. NCBI's taxonomy places the organism in Eukaryota, Fungi, Ascomycota, Sordariomycetes, Microascales, Microascaceae.
AUGAACGGCCACUUUUCCGCCGUUGGCGAUGGGCCAGGCACGGAAAAGUUCGACCAUGGAAUCCAAGUCAUAGACGAAGACAAGACCUACAACUCGAAUUUGAUUUCUUACCUCCGCCAGACCGAUGUUGCCGAUGCCGGGUUCAACUACCACCUCAUCUCCGUCUUCGGGUCGCAGUCCACCGGCAAGUCGACCCUGCUCAACACCCUCUUCGGCACCCACUUCUCCGUAAUGUCCGAGUCCGAGAGGCGGCAGACCACCAAGGGAAUAUGGCUCUCCAAGAACAAGCGGGAGACGGGUGGCGCCGGCGAUGCCAAGGUCAAGAUGGCUGACAACAUUCUCGUCAUGGACGUCGAGGGCACCGACGGCCGCGAGCGUGGCGAGGACCAAGAUUUUGAGAGGAAGAGCGCCCUCUUCGCCCUCGCCACCAGCGAGGUCCUGAUUGUCAACAUCUGGGAGCACCAGGUUGGUCUGUAUCAGGGCGCAAACAUGGGCCUGCUCAAGACCGUUUUCGAGGUCAACCUACAGCUCUUCCUCAAGGACAAGCACUCUAAUCCUCGAUCACUUCUCUUCUUCGUUAUCCGCGACCACAUCGGCCACACCCCUCUCGCGAACCUCCGCACCACCCUGAUCCAGGACCUGACCAAGAUUUGGUCCUCCAUCUCAAAGCCCCAGGGUCUUGAAAACUCUCGCAUCGAGGACUACUUCGACUUUGCCUUUGCCGCGCUUCCCCACAAGGUUCUCCAGGCCGACAAGUUCGAUGUCGAGGUGAACAAUCUCGGUGCGCGCUUCGUCGCCGGAAAUUCCUCCGCCAAGGACGGCUCUCACGGCGACCACGAGCUUAAUGGCGGCGUUUUCCUCCCCGAGUACCACAGGCGCAUCCCCGCCGACGGCUUCUCUGCCUACGCCGAGGGCGUCUGGGACCAGAUUGUCAACAACAAAGACCUCGAUCUCCCCACCCAGCAAGAGCUCCUUGCCCAGUUCCGAUGCGACGAAAUUUCCCGCGAGGUCCUCGUCGCCUUCGACGAUACCAUUACCCCACUGGAGGAGCGCCAGGCUGAGGGCGUGAGGGCUGGCAAGCCCACCGUGCUGGAGAACCUUGGUGAGUCCUGUAGGACUGCGCGCGGCCGCUGCGUCAAGAAUUUCGAGGUGCAGGCCGGCCGGUACCACAAGGGCGUCUACGCGCGCAAGCGAUCCGACCUCGAGGCCAAGAUUGAUUCCAGGCUCAAGACGCUCUACCUCGGCCAGCUCACGAGCUGCCACAACUACGACUUUGCCGAGAUUGUCGCCCAGGAGAAGGAAAGGGUCCUCGAGGUUUUCAAGGAGGAGGCCAAGGCCCUGGCCAUCGAGGGCCUUCCGUGGACCAACUUCAAGUCCCAGUACCUCAUCUUUGAGAGGGAGCUCGACGAGGUGAGCAGCAAGCUGCGGAAAGAGGAGCUCCGCCGCCUGGCUACCCGCGUCGAGCGCUGGGUCAAGUCCCGCCUCGGCGACUCGGUCGGUCUCGAAUUCAGCAAGCUCGGUUCGGGCCGCGCCGGUGCCGGCGCCCCCGAGGAGACCACCGAGAAGCCGCCCGCGGAGAAGGAUCUCUGGGACAGGAUAUGGAGCGUCUUUGUCGACAUUGUCGACGAGGCGCAAACGCGCUUCACCGACCGCGCGCGUAGCUUCGAGGCGAGCGCCGAAGAGGUCGAGGUGGGGCGGUGGCGCUUGCGCCGCAAGAGCUGGGUCGCGCUGCGGGAGCGCAUCGACGAGGAGGUCAUGGAGGGCAACAUCCUGCUCAAGCUGCGGGAGAAUUUCGAGGACAAGUUCCGCUACGACGAGGCGGGCCCCCGCAGCGCCGAGGCCGGCGAUGAAGAGGACCUUGCGCCCAUUGGCGGCGUGGAUGAGGAGGAGGGCAAGAGCCUCGAGGAGGAGAUGACUAUUCUCAGCGAGAGCAAGCGUCAGGACCUCGUCAUCAGGUUCAAGAAGACGGCCGAUGGCGUUUAUGUCGAGGCUAAGCGUGGUGCUAUUGGUGGUGUCGCUCAGGUGCCUUGGUACUUUUACGGUCUCCUCCUCGCCCUCGGCUGGAACGAGAUCUUUAUGGUGCUCCGCAACCCUUUCCUCUUCCUGCUCCUCAUCAUCAUCGCCGGAGGCACUUACAUCGCCUACACCCUUAACCUCCUCGGCCCCAUGAUGCAAAUGGCCAACGCCGCCGCCGGCCAGGGCGUCGAGCUCGGCAAGCAGCGCCUCCGAGACUUUCUCGAGAACUCGGAAACCGCCCGACAGGCCCUUUCCAUGCCCGCCCGCCCCGGCCAGGGCGAGGGCCAGAACCUCCUCCGCGACCGCGAGAGCGCCGACGACAUUAGCCUCGAUACCUUGGAUAGCCGGGGAAGAGGAGGACGACGACUCUCGAGGACGAUGAUAUCUGAAUGA